Messenger RNA from Cylindrotheca closterium, 687 nucleotides. The record is from the annotation of a GenBank genome assembly. Lineage: Eukaryota; Bacillariophyta; Bacillariophyceae; Bacillariales; Bacillariaceae.
AUGGGACGCGACAAAUUUGCAGCCAUGGCAAAAGCCACUGAACGGCAGUCAGUAUCACCAGUCAAUCCACCAAAACGUGACAAAUUGGCAGCAUUGGCAGCGUCUCGAAGUGCAGCAGAUAGUACUCCAACCAGCACUACUGAUGCGGCAGAACCGAGGGGAAACAGCAAACUUGCCGCGAUGGCAGCGGCCAAUACUUCCGCAAAUCGAACUGUAACAGAAGCAUUGGAUGAUAAACAUGAAAAACGAACGAGAGAACUCCAAGAGAAAAUGUCAAAACGCAAACAAAUCUUGCAAGAUUUGGACCAGGCCGAAGAUUUGACGUGCAAAUUGUUGGAUAUUGUCCACCAGACCACCAAUGCUCUUCAAGAUAUGACCUCAUCUUCUCCAGAACUAGCUCAAUUAUCACGAGACUAUAGAAAGACACUACAAGAGAUACAUCCUCUGUUGAGCCGAGGUACCGAAGCAUUGGUUCAGCCCUACCAAAAUCAUACUACGGAAACCAACCAAAGUAUGUACGCAGCACGAGUGGAAAUGAGACUGGCCAAGGAAAGAUCAGAUGUUCUUAAGGCAUUUACUGAAUUGGAACGCCAACCAAAUGAAGAAGCUACAGGUGGGGACGAAAGUAUGAUGGCAGGAACCAAGAGAUCACGAGAAGAUGACAAUGAUGCUAUAAUAAAUAAAUAA